UUGCCUGAACCAUUUAGACUGUCUCCUCAAGUCUGAAGUGUUCGGGACUAGCCUAGUGUCUGAGAUGUCUCAGACGGUUAGCUAGUUUAUUUUCGUAUUUUUAUUUAUUUAGGUAGUAUUUUGUCAAAUUAGGCUUAGCUUACGAGCGGCCAAUCUCACGUCGUCGUGACGUUUUAGAGUAGACUAGCUAGACGGACGAUUUUUUAUGUUUUUUAGUGCUUAUUUUGUUCUUGCCACACGUUUUAGCUAGCUGCUAUGUUUUAUCGGUCUGUCUCGACCUUAUGAGUAGGCUGUAUUGUAUUCUUAUCGUAUUUUGAGACGGCGCUAGGCCGAGAUAGAAUCUAGGCCGCCGCUGUCAGUUAGGGUAGCCAUUGUUGCUAUCUCACCGUGGUGAUCAUAUUUCAACCGCGGCGCCUCGCUUUCGAGCAAAACUUUGGCUUAACUUCUCGCCAACAACAACAGUCAGUGUUGGUGACGUCAUUAGCUUCUGCUUCAAUAGGUUUAACCAAUCAUAGUUAGGCGUUGGCGUUUUCGCCUGACCUAGAUUUCAGGUCAAAGGUUAUUUUGCUGUAAUUUUCCAUUCUAGUCGUCGGCGAUUGGCUGACGUAUAGCCCUAGUGAUGUAAUGCUAUUUUUAGCCUGGCUGAGCUAUUUUCGGCCUGGUAACGUUGUUUUAGUCUUCGACUUAAAUAGUAACGUGGAAUAUAGGGAUCUCCUUGGUGUGUUUAGAUACAGACUGUACUUUGGGAUUUCCCUGGCGUACUAAUUUUAUUGGCAGGCCAUCGUCAUUCCCAGCUCUGGGUUUGAUGCUUAAAGGAUUGUCUUUAGUUAUUUUUAGUUCAAUUUUGAGUUCUAAUUCUUGGGUGUAGGCCUGAGUUAUUUUAUUUCUCAGUAUAAGAUGGACGACCAACCAGAUGACAUCCCUCCGAUUCCGGUCAACUUGGUGACCCGGCGUUCAGAAUUCCAUGAUACUUUGCUGGGGCCUCUCAUCGACGAGGUUCUCGAGUUUCGUGAAGAGUAUGGCAAUAUAAAUGAUGUAACUGCAUUACAGGUAGCUUUAGGGUCCGAUCCUGUAGAUCUUAGGGGUCUUUAUUUUGAUUAUACUCCUAGCCCGCAUUUCCGGCGGGAUGGCUAUGCCGUAUGGAGGGCUCGUAAUGAGGGCACUGUAGGGGGUAGGGAUGCUUGGACACCAGUAGGUGUGACUGACCAUUCCCAAUCACCGCCAGGCGCUAAUAUGCAUAGGGUGUAUCCGCCGGCAUCUAACCCGCCCCCUCCUAGGGUUAAUCCAUUUGCUCCCCAUUCGUUGGGGGUCGACGCGGGUCGCGUCCAACGGAAGGAAAGCCCACCCCCUCCUAUGAGGAAGCUUAUCGUUAUUUUCUACCACAACCCCACCACAGCGCCCGGCGACCAUGCCAGUUCGCACAGUGACUAGGGGUGUAGGGACCCAAUCUGGCCCGGUGUCUACUGCGCAUGGCAGUACAACGCAUACUGCACCCCAACACACAACUUAUGCUGCUGUGGGCCAAUCUGUCCCGGGGGGAGGUGUACCUCGUGAAGUAGUGGACCAAGGGUGUUAUAGGUCUUAUGGUACUCCGAACUGGGGCGCACAGGUUAAUCAGAUAGCCCCACCAGUUCUACCCCAGGGUGUGGUAUGCACCCAAUCUGACCAGGAGCGUCAACAAGUCCCCAACCUCAAGCAUCUAGAGGACGCAGUCGCGUCACUAUUAGAUCUUGUCAUGGUAGAGAACGUCAUCGUUCUUCACCGCCACAUUCACCUAGGCAAAGUAGGCGUAACCCUACCCCGCCUCGCCAAGACUAUGAUAGAAUGAUAGAGACAGUUAUACGUCUCUUGACCACACUUAUCCUAGAUGGCGUAACCACUCACCCUCUCCACCUGUACGUAGGGGUGUAUCUGCUUAUCAGGAGCACACGCGCCCCACGCGGGGGAAUGGUGAUAUGCAAUCGCGGUCUAGCCCUAGGGGUUCUUAUGAUAGGGGUAUGUCGGUCUCACCCUAGGGAUCACUAUGUGGAUAGGGACGACUCGGGUUCUUCCUUUAGUGAUGAUGCCUUUGAGGCGGAGCGCGCCUUACCACGGGAUAAUCACCGGGGGAACCCCAGGUCUCGAGUUUCUCGAGACACUAACCGUAAUAGAUCCGACUCAAGGUCUCCUGACCCCAUUGACCAUCCUAGGGGGCGGGCUAGAACCAGGCGUGGGAGGGAUUAUAGUGAUCGGGAUCGAUCUAACGCCCCUAGGCGAAGACGUCAAGACCGACCUGGUCGUGCCCCGGUUAAAAUGCCUAAAAAUUUAGAAUUUACAGGGAAGGAGGAUUGGCUUGUCUUUAGGGACCGAUUCGAGUCGUAUGCAAGGGCGCAAGAUUUAAGCCCAAAAGAAAGGAAGGAGGGUUUCUUUCAGUGUGUUAAAGGGAAAGCAGCAUCCUACCUGCAGAAUCUGAGUCUGGCUCGUGGGGGGAUGGUUAAUUAGGACACUAUCCUGAGGUCCUUUGAUGGGUUCUACGGGCGUGAUGAGCCCAGGGAGGUUCUAAAAACUAAGUUUCAACUUCUCCAACAGUCAGAAGGCGAAUGACUUCAUGACUGGGGUGCCCGUGUAUUCACGGCGGCUGUUAAGACCUAUAAAGACAACGAAACAGCAGCGAGUAUCGACGCUGCAACGGCAAUGCGUGUUUGUAUGGGUUGUCGCAAUGUCGACGCCGGCAAGUACGCGGAACUGCAGCGUCCUAGAACCUUGCAUCAAGCACUCGAGCAAAUCGAGUGGUUUCAGUGCAUGAAAGAGUGCACGUCAACUACCUCUACUGAAUCCGGGUCUGGCAAGGUGUGCCAAAUCACGCCAACUACAGAUUCCGAAUCUGAUUUAUUGUUCGGGGAUACCACGGAAGUGGGUUGGCUCGAUGAAGUUCGUCGAGGUCCGGGGUGGCGGCGCCCUGGGAAAAACCGCCAAGUAUCACCGGCUCCGCAAGCCCCUCCUCCACCCCCUGCCGUAGGAACCGGGGAGAAGGGGACGGACCAAAUAGUAGUAGACAAAUUAGAUCAACUAGUGUCGCUCAUAGGUAAUGUGAUGAGCGAAUUUAAGGCCGAAAGGGAAAGGCGUAAGUCUCCUAAAAGACGCAGGUCUCCCGAGAGGCCGAUGGAGUGCUAUGCGUGUAGGGAACAGGGGCAUUUCAUGAGGGAUUGUCCCACUCGUAUCAAUCAACCGGGCAAGAAGUCGGUUAAGAUUGCUAACCCGGAAGUUAAUAUACCUGAUGAUUUAAACGUAUAGCGCCGGUUUUGGGUCUUUCGGAGGGCGAAUCUGCCCCCGAAUCACUGGUAAUUCAAAGGGUAAAUCUGAUUCCUUGCUUCAUGCCAGUGUUAUGGUGGCUUCCACCCGAAUCCAAGCAGUGGUAGACUGCGGAGCGACUGUUAGCAUUAUUGCCGACCGUGUUUUCCAGUCACUCGAUCCAAAACCACCCACAGUGGGUACUAUUAAGCUAUUCUUAGCGGGAAAAGGUGUAACCAUGACGGGGCGGAGGGUAGGCCCUGUCCAACUGAAUGUAGGGGAGACGGUUUACCCUAUGGUAGUAUACGUCGCGCCUAUUGACGACGACAUGCUACUAGGUUUAGACUUCAUGCAAGCUGCGAAAGCCGCAGUUGAUAUAGGUAAUAUGCAACUUAAGUUUGCCAAUAAGUCUGUUUCACUUACCACUAACCUCACGAGGGCCCCCACGCCAUCUAAUUAUACCAAGAACAGCUCAUAAGCAGGGUGAUUCACCCGUUAUCUGUGUAGUGAAUACUACUAAUAGUUAUAUUACAUUGCGCAAGGGAAGGGAAAUUGGCACCGCGACGGUGGCGGAGGUCUGUCCCAUGCAGGGCCCUGUCCCACCUCGUGAAUCAGUUGCGUUGCCGCAACAUUUGCAGGCGCCUUAUGAAGCCUCCAUAGGUCAUUUAUCUCAGCCUCAGACUGAACAAGUUAAAAAUUUGUUACUUGAAUUUGGCGAUGUUUUCGCCAAGGACUCCUUUGAUAUAGGAGAGCUGCCCAAUAUUGAACAUAGGAUUGGUACGCGGGAGGCUCCUCCUGUGAAACAACGCCUGCGCCGUACACCGUUACAUUUCGCAGGGGAAGAAAAGAAAGAAUUAGACAAGAUGUUACGGGGGGGGGGGGUAUUAUCCAACCGUCUACAUCGGCCUGGGCGUCAGCGCCUGUCUGCGUAAGCGUGAUGGAAAUGUGCAAUUCUGCAUAGAUUAUCGUGCACUUAAUAACGUCACCGUAAAGGAUGUCUAUCCUUUACCUAUCCUGGAUGAUUGCCUAGAUACAUUAUCUGGCAAUCAAUGGUUUUCAAAACUAGACGCUAUCUCGGACUAUUGGCAAGUUAAUUUAAAUGCCGAAGACCGCAAAAAGACGGCGUUUGUUACUAAGUACGGGCUAUUUGAGUUUGUGAAAAUGCCUUUUGGUCUGUGUAAUAGCCCGGCUACUUUCUCUCGGGUGAUUAACAUGGUACUUCGGGGGCUGAAUUGGCAAACAGCCCUCGCCUUUCUAGACGAUGUAGUUAUCUUAGGUAAAUCUUUCGAUGAUCACUCUGCUAAUCUCCGGGAGGCUUUAGGGCGAUUUCGCCUAUACAACCUUAAACUUAAACCUAAGAAGUGUGUAUUCUACCAGCCUAGAGUAGAAUUCUUAGGGCGAAUAGUCUCCCGGGACUCAGCUGAGGUGUCUUGACACCGACGUCACUGCCAUUAGAGACUGGCCUAGACCAGUGAAUUUCAAGGACGUACAACGUUUCCUUGGCCUAGCGAAUUAUCAUAGGACAUUUAUCCCGCGUUUCGCAGAGAUUACUCGUCCCUUAUAUGAUAUCGCCAAGAAGGGUGCCUUCUGUUGGGGGACUCCUCAACACGAGGCGUUCGAGACCCUCAAACAGAGACUCAUGGAGCCUCCUGUUCUUACGCUUCCCAACGCAGAGGACAGUUUCAUACUGGAUACCGAUGCGUCUGAUCAUAGAGCAAAGAAACAGAAGGAGUUGCAACGACCUGCACCCUUAUCUAAAAUCCAAUUACACGCUAAUUAAACACGCCGUUUUUGCUAUACUAAAGCACUACGAUCGCCCGUGUGUUAUCUACGAUCUUAUCUCUUUAUAACUGGAGGUUCUUGCCGUGUCCCUCAUCGGCGAGUCACUUGUUUUUGUGUAUAAAGUAAGUAAUUUACAACAAACAAACUGACCUUAAAUAUAAAACGCAUGCGCACUCAUUUCUUUUUCUUUGAAUUCAAGCGGUCUUGCGUAAUUUAUAUAGAUAUUUUAAUGCUGAAAAUUUUAAUUUUUAAACCAAGAAAAUCGGCUUAUUAGAACAGAUUUUACACACAAAUGUAAGUUUCAAGUAUUUUACAGUAUCACUAAAAUGUGUUAUUUUUAUUCUUUUAUAAUGUAAUGUUCCGUAAAUCUCAUAAAGUUGAAAUUAAGUUGCUGUGUUGAGAAUUUAUCGAUGUUCAUGUUUGUGGAUGCGAGAGUCAUGUGCAAUAUUGUGCAUUGACGAAAUUUAAUUUUUAAUGUGGAGGUUUUUCUGUGCCGAUUUCACCGAUUACAAAAUACGGUCGGAAGUCUAGUCUAGGCCUAGUAUGACUCUGGCCAAUUUCCAACAAUCGUACCCAUUCAAACUUCUUAUAAAAAAAAAAUUAAAUUAAAGAUUAGGCCUAUUAUUAAAUAUUAGGCUAUCGUUAGCUUUUUGGUUAGGCUUGGCCUAGCCUAGGUGGCCUAGGCCUAUAUGUGACGAGAAGGAAGGGCGGUUCGCACUAGGCCUACCUAGUACCGACAGUACCACCAUACAGCAAGACCUAUGCUACCAUAGGUCUCUAUCGUGGCUUAAAUUAGUUUCAAAACUACUAAGCCUAGGCCCUAUUAGGAUAGGCUAGGCCUAGGGGCUAGGCCUAUUUGAUUUCUUAAGAGUAAAUAUUGCAUUCAUCAUUUUUUUUUUACUUGUAAUUUGUGGUUAAUUAUUUUAUUCUUGGUAUACGUAUUUCUUUUUAAGAUAAUUACUGUUCAGUUCUAAUAUUAAAUCAUUAAUUCAUAAUAAAUUUUCUCUUUUUUUUGUAUCUUUUUUUUUUAUUAUUAUUUUGAGCUUCCAAUUCUCUGUUUUAUAGUAAUGGAUGAAGGAAGCUGAUUAAUUGGCACUCACAAUCAAUUUAGUCUUUUGAAAUUAGAAUGAGAAAAUGAAAAUCAUAAAAAUGAGGUUAUUUUGAUUUGACGUUGAGCAAAGAAUGAUUAUAUACUUUAUUUCUUUCUAAAAUGCACAGACCGAGAUACGAUGAGCAAGUUUUGUAGUUGUUUGCAAACUGUUUGCAGACUAUGUGGAUGUGCAAAAGCCAUCAAAGAAGGUCGUCAACCAUUGAUGAAAGAGAACUUCUCAAGAAUAAUUAUGGCUGCAUUGGAAGUUGAUGUCAGCAACGACGACGUAAAUGUACACCCUCCAUAUAUCUGCCAGUGUUGUGAACUGAAAUUAAAACGAUGGAAAACAAAGAUGCAGAAGAACAUGAAGGCUAACUGUAACAUUACAGUCAUGACAUUUAAUGCAAAAUGCAUAGAGGAACCACAACCAACUUUGAAAUGCCAUGAAGAAGCAGCAAAGAAGGCUGGACUUUUGUCCUGGUGUUCUGAUGAAAGCCUACAAAUUUUAAGGCUGAACAAAUGUGGUAAAGUUGUAGUCACUCUUACAAUUUUCCAGAAUUUCACGUGGAAAUUGAUUGUUUCUGGUGUGGAAUGUUCUCGGAAAACUUCAAUACUUGAGCAGUAUAUGCAUACACUAUGUGUAGAAGAUACGGAGAGACUUUGCCACCUGCUUGCAUCGAAAAGUAUAUGUGUAGGGAAUGGAGAUUUCGGCGAUCUUGUAAAUUCAAAGAGAGGACCAGAUGGUCAGAUUCCAUUAAAGAUAACUUCUAACGACCGUUAUUUUAGCGAGUAUGAGAACAUCCGUCACAACAAUUGUCAUUUGUUGGUAGAAGGCGAUCGCUGUCAUGUAUGCAGAAUACACAGAACUGACUUGGCAGCUAUGCGAAGUGCACUACAUAGAAAGAAGUGUGAUGAGCAAGUUUCUCCAUCAUCUACAAUUCCAAAUAAGUUUUUGACAAGGCGCCAACUUGAAAAUAAAGCGGUACAUCUUCAAAUGGAUAGGCGUAGUUUGAAGAGACGAAAUACAUCAUUGGAAGAUAGAGUCAACAAAAUGUACAAUGCUGAAAGUGAAGUGGUUCCUCAUCAUCAAUCGACUCAGCUCAUGGAGGCAUUCAAUGCAUGUACUGAACUGGACGAUUUGCCAGAUGAUUCACCAGCAAAGUUGUUGUGGGAGCAACAAAAAAUUUCAAAUGAAAAAGGUAAACAAAUGCGAUGGCAUCCAGCCAUAAUUCGAUGGUGCAUCGCUUUGCAAAACCGUUCUGCCUCAGCCUACAAUCUUAUGAGGGAAACUGGUUUUUUACGAUUGCCGCACCCUAGAACCCUUCAUCCAUACAGUCACUUUGCAGACACCGCCUCCGGAUUCUGUCCUGAAAUGCUGCAACGGAUUGUUUCAGAUAUAGGCCUUAAUAAAGAAAACAGUGAAUUGAAGAAAGACGUUUCUCUAAUGUUUGAUGAAAUGAAGAUCAAGUCUGGCUUAGGUUUUUCAAGCCGAUCUGGUCAGAUUGUGGGCUUCACUGAUGUUGGAACUCUUGGUAAUGAAAUAAAUGCAUUUGAAAGGAGAUGUAAAGGAGAAGAAGAGCCUCCAGUUGCAACACAUGUUUUAGUGUUGAUGUUGCGCGGCAUCUUUUGCAAAUUACAUGCCCCAGUUGGAUAUUAUCCCACUAAAGGAGCCUCAAGUGAUGAACUGUUUUCGUGCCUAUGGGAAGCAGUAGAGUAUGUAGAGACGGCGGGCUUCAGGGUUCGAGCAUUUAUCUCGGAUGGUGCGUCGCGAAAUAGAAAGUUUUAUAGGCUACAUUCUACUCCUGGAUCAACGUCUAUUACUUAUGUCACUCACAAUGAAAUAGAUCCAACAAGGAAUAUAUAUUUUAUUUGCGAUGUUCCACAUUUGAUGAAGACGACGCGAAACAACUUUGAGAACAGUAAGGGAGCGUCGCCAAAUUAUCCUACCGCGGUAAGCCUUAAUCUACCGCACCGCGGUAGACACAAGGCUGUAUAUGCAGAAAAUUUGCAUAUCACAUUGCAUACAAGUCUACCGCGGUAGAUAGAAACUGCCUUAGGGCCAACUGUAGAGCGUAACCUUAGAACCAAGGACAUCAACCUAUCAACCUAGUUCUUUAGUAAACAGAUUGUGAUUAAAUAAUUACUGAA
Molecule: messenger RNA, 8290 nt
Organism: Anneissia japonica
Lineage: Eukaryota; Metazoa; Echinodermata; Crinoidea; Comatulida; Comatulidae
Exons: 2
Coding region: 6282-8183 (633 amino acids)
Cellular component (GO): nucleus
Molecular function (GO): zinc ion binding
Source: RefSeq, a predicted model, not a curated record